This is a messenger RNA of Oreochromis niloticus (Nile tilapia), 2763 nucleotides long. RefSeq lists its product as uncharacterized. The coding region runs from base 664 to 2763 and encodes 699 amino acids. Gene Ontology annotation, biological process: DNA repair; telomere maintenance. The transcript has 8 exons. The record is from RefSeq and is a predicted model, not a curated record. Gene Ontology annotation, molecular function: DNA helicase activity. NCBI's taxonomy places the organism in Eukaryota, Metazoa, Chordata, Actinopteri, Cichliformes, Cichlidae.
CUCUGCUGUGGAACCUGACUGACAUCAGUGCUUUGCCUGUGUGCAGAAGAAGAACAAGGAUCAGAUCUUCUCUCUCACAUCCCAACCCCCCAUCCCCUCUAUCCUCUGUCCUGCUCCACCUGUUGUCUCUUCCUUCUUUCCAUCUGUAUUUCACUCUGUGGUUUGUUGCUCAGUUGCCAAACCAAAACUCUUAUUACGGUUUGAUGAGAAUUUCCAAGCCGUGUCUCUCCUGCUCUGUCUGUUCUCUCUGCUAAAUUUUCUCUCUACCUGUUUUUCACUCUUGGCUUGCUGCUGAAAGUGCCGGGCCAUUGAAGCAAUAAAGAGUGCAUAUUUUGCCUCAACCUGAGAACAAACUGAACAAACAAAGAAAACUCUAAUUCACGGUUUGAUUGUGAUUUCCCAGCCGUGUCUCUCCUGCUCUGCCUGUUCUCUCUUCUAAAUUUUCUCUCUACCUGUUUUUCAUUCUGGGCUUGCUGCUAAAUUGUGUCAAGCCAAUAAAGAGAGUGCAUAAUAUUCUCUCGACUGAAGAACAAACUGUCAAACAAAGACAACUGUUUCAGAAAAAUAAAAAGUGAAAUAUAAAGACAAAAACAUCUCCUGGUGUGUACCACUCUUAUUUUAUGAACAUAUUUUCUAAAGACUAAGAGAAACACUUGUGUAAAAAUGCCAAGGAAGCAGAAAAAGUCACAAGCUGCAAAACAACGCUGGAAGAAGUUCCAUGAGAUUCACAGUGUACCAAUAUGUGAACAAGCCGAGUGUGAUUUUCCUCAGUGCUCUACAGAAGACAGUGUGUCUGCAAAGACCAAUGCUGACAGUGUUAAACAGGCAGGUCAACAUGUUCCUGCACAUGUACAACAGGUAUCCUAUGCUGAUGCUGUAAAGAGUGGACUGCAGCAUGGAUUUAAUGAACAACAUGAGGUGUCAAGUGCCCCACAGGUGGGUUAUGCUGAUUUUGUGCAAAGAGGCUGUCACAGUGAUGUGGCAGGACCAUCUCGUGCAGAAAGAGUGAACCUUGAAAACCAGCCCUCUGUAACACAUGUCUGUGCAUCUCACAGCCAGGCACAUCCUAAAUAUGGAGACUCCAGAAACAAGCAGUGCACAUGUAACUCACUCACAUUUCUUGCAUUCCUUCAUGAGAAUGAAAACAUGACUACAGCUGACCUUAAUCUGGUCUUGGAUAAAGGUGAUGUGAUGUACAAAGAGGCCAAGAAAAGAUUUCCUAAAAAUAUUCAUUUGGCAACCGAUGAGCUGCCAGACAAAGUUGAUGCUCACAGGUCUAUGUAUCAUGUCGACAUGACACAGCCUUCCCGGUAUGGGACAUUUGAAGAACCUCCAGAGGAGGCAGUAGAUACCUUUCUCAGCUUAGAAGCAGGACUGAGCUGCCUGUUGUCAGAUGUGCAGUAUGCCUUAUUGAUUAUGAGUGGACUGUGUAUCGCAGUGUUCAGAUCCACAUCAGGCAAAUAUGGGUUCUUUGACCCACACUCCAGAACACCCAGUGGUCUUCCUCUACCACUACAGUCACGUAAUCGUGGUACAGCUGUGAUGCUGAAAUUCACACUCCUGAGUGACAUGAUUAAGAGGCUCCAAGAUUCUUAUGAAGAGAUGGAGAUAUCACCUUCUUGUAACUAUGAGCUGAAGCCUGUGCAGUUUUAUAGUAUGAGCACAGUUAACCUGAGUGAUACCAUCACAGACACAGUCUGCAGACCAACAGCUGCCACUGCUGUGGCACCUACUCACUCUGAUAAAACUGUUGAUGAAGCAAAUUCCUCUACUACAAGGAGAAACACAACCACUGAGAACAUCCCUUCUCAAAUGUCCAUUUGUACGCCACUAGUGAAACAACAAGAAACCUACAUGGCUCAGUUCAAAUCACAUGAAGCUCCUGAGAAUGAAUUUACUAAUAUACCAACUGAAGAACCAUCCAGUGAAUUUAAUUUCCUUCCAUCAAAUGAUGCUUUUUCAUGUCAAUCUGAUGCUGCAAUAAAAAAUUGUGCUGCCUUUGAUCUUUUUGAUACAGUUUUACAAAACAUCUGUAAACUGACAAAAUAUAAGGAUGUGAGCAUCAGAGAUGAUGCUGAGCUGUGUGAUCCAACUCUUCCUGAUGAAGAUGAUGAGGAGGAGGAUGAUGAAAACAUGAAUGAGGACGAUUAUGAUGAGGCUGAUUUAAUGGAAAUUGACUGCUUUCUGGACAACACAACACCUGAGUCUUCCAAUGUUUGGAUGACAUCUUUGAAUGACAAAUACAAAGCGAGACCUGAAACACCAGAGUAUGAGGAGAUGUGCAUGGCAGACUUUGCUGCUACUUGCAGGAUUGUCUAUGGCCAACAGACAAAAGACCACGAACUGAAAACGCCAUCUUUGCCAACCUAUCAGGCUUUCUAUGGUGCUGGCUGUGUACAGCUACCAGGUACUGACCGUCUUGAGUACGUGCAACACAUUGUCAAAAGAAACAGAGAGAAAUAUGAGAAAAACAGUGAGGAGAUCGAGAGCGCUGUUGAGGAAUAUGAGCAGAACAGAGAUGCAAGACUCAAACAGAUCAAAGGGACUCGGAGACCCUUUGGAGGCAUGUCAGUCAUUGCUGUUGGAGACUUCUAUCAGCUACCCCCAGUGCGACAGUCUAAACCUCUCUGUGUGCACGACCCGUCCGAGAUCGACCUGUGGCGGGAGCAUUUUCAGAUGAUCACUCUGACUGAGAUUAUGCGUCAGAAAGAUGAUGUUGUCUUUGCUGAGAUGCUGAACAGAAUCCGUGUGAAAGGAAAAUGA